This is a messenger RNA of Armigeres subalbatus, 1074 nucleotides long. RefSeq names its product mRNA turnover protein 4 homolog (gene RpLP0-like). Gene Ontology annotation, biological process: ribosomal large subunit assembly; nuclear-transcribed mRNA catabolic process; ribosomal large subunit biogenesis. The record is from RefSeq and is a predicted model, not a curated record. NCBI's taxonomy places the organism in Eukaryota, Metazoa, Arthropoda, Insecta, Diptera, Culicidae. Gene Ontology annotation, molecular function: RNA binding. The transcript is spliced from 2 exons. The coding region runs from base 166 to 1011 and encodes 281 amino acids. Gene Ontology annotation, cellular component: preribosome, large subunit precursor; nucleolus.
GCUGAGAAAUGUCAUUCAGUGUCAACCAAACGCCAACAACAAACGUGCAUGUGUUUACAGAAGAUUUGAAAUUCCAAAAGUUUCUUACGAAAACGUGGGUAUUCUCGGUGGAAUAUAGAAUAUUAGUUAUAUUUUGUGAUCGUUCAGUGAAUCCAAUUAACUAAAAUGCCGAGAUCCAAACGAGAUCAAAAGGUUUCGUUGACCAAAACCGAUCGCAAGGGCCUGUCCAACAAGCAGCAAAUCAUCGAGGACAUCCAGGAGUGCCGUCAAAAAUACGACAAUGUGUUUUUGUUCUCGGUUCAGAAUAUGCGCAACGCCAAAUUGAAAGACGUCCGGACCGCUUGGAAGAAUUCGCGCUUCUUUUUCGGCAAGAACCGGGUAAUGCAGCUGGGAUUGAAAUUCGUCAGUGACGAUGUGGACGAAGACCCGAAGCUGGGACAGGAUAUGGAAAAAUUGCGGGAGCAAAUGAUCGGUCAGUGCGGAUUGUUGUUCACGUCUGAGAGCAAAGAAACGGUGCUGGAUUGGUUUGACUCGUACUCAGCCGAAGAGUUUGCGCGAAGUGGAUUUCGAGCCACCAAAACGGUUCACCUGAAGGAAGGUCCUUUGGAAGAGUUUUCUCACGCCAUUGAGCCGCACCUGCGAUCGCUGGGAAUGCCGACGAAGCUUGAACGUGGGGUUGUCACACUGUACAAAGAGUUCACAGUUUGCGAGAAGGGAAAGAUUUUGACCCCCGAACAGGCAAGAAUUCUGAAGCUGAUGGGCAAGCCUAUGGCCAAGUUUAGGGUCAUUAUCAACUGCUGUCACACGAAAGAGAACGGCUUUGAGGAAAUUAAAAAGCGAGAUAUCGUCGUCACACAAAAGACCAAAAAGGUGCUGAAGAAGAAACCCAAGAAGCCCAAGAAGGAUGAUGCUAUGAGCGAGGACGAGGACGAAGAAGAUGAUGAGGAUAUGAGUGAGGAUGAAGACGAAGAGAUGGAUACGGAUGAUGACGAGGAUGACGACAAAGCGUAGUAUAUUGUAAGGUUAGUUUUACUUGUUAUGUAUAAGAUAAAAAUAUCUUCAAUAUUAUUCAAA